This is a messenger RNA of Eimeria mitis, 582 nucleotides long. Its product is annotated as zinc knuckle domain-containing protein, putative. Gene Ontology annotation, molecular function: transcription cis-regulatory region binding. The transcript has 3 exons. Bases 1 to 582 code for a protein of 193 amino acids. Gene Ontology annotation, biological process: regulation of transcription by RNA polymerase II. Lineage: Eukaryota; Apicomplexa; Conoidasida; Eucoccidiorida; Eimeriidae. Gene Ontology annotation, cellular component: nucleus. The record is from RefSeq and is a predicted model, not a curated record.
AUGCCACAGCAACCUGAUCACCACCCCAACCCCCUUCCUCUUUCUACCACCAUAAACCCAUCCUCAUCAUCAUCCGCAGCAGCAGCAUCAGCAGCAGCAGCAGCAGCAGCAGCAGGAACAGCAGCAGCACAAACAGCAGCAGCAGGAACAGCAGCAGCAGCAGCAGCUACAUCAUCAUCAUCCUCCGCAGCAGCAGCAGCAUCAUCACCAGAAGCAGCAGCCGCAUCAUCAUCAUCACCAUCACCAUCAUCCGUAGCAGCAGCAGCAGCAGCAGCUGCAGCAUCACCAUCCUCCACAGCAGCAACAGCAGCAGCAGCAGCAGCAGCAAGCGAAGAUGCCGGCAACAGCAGGAUGGUGGGUCACUUGUCUUACCAGUGCCGCAACUCUAUCCGUUUGGCUGAUCCGCAGCAAACAGAAAAACUCGCAAAAGAAUUAAAAAUUAAAGAACAGCAAGAAGACGAUGAGGUACAGCAGCAGCAGCAGCAGCAGCAGCAGCAGCAGCAGCAGCAGCAGGAGCAGGAGCAGCAGCAACAGCAGCAGCAGCAACAGCAGCAGCAGCAGCAGGAGCAGCAGCAGCAGUAG